Messenger RNA from Trichomycterus rosablanca, 1347 nucleotides. RefSeq names its product solute carrier family 52 member 3 (gene slc52a3-1). Bases 1 to 1347 code for a protein of 448 amino acids. The transcript has 3 exons. NCBI's taxonomy places the organism in Eukaryota, Metazoa, Chordata, Actinopteri, Siluriformes, Trichomycteridae. Gene Ontology annotation, cellular component: plasma membrane. Gene Ontology annotation, biological process: riboflavin transport. Gene Ontology annotation, molecular function: riboflavin transmembrane transporter activity. The record is from RefSeq and is a predicted model, not a curated record.
AUGUCUCUAUAUAUCCAUAUAUUGUCCUGUGUGUUUGGACUUGGCUCCUGGGUGGCCGUUAAUGGCAUGUGGGUCGAGCUGCCACUGAUUGUCAAUAUCCUCCCAGAAGGAUGGGAUUUACCCUCCUACCUUACAGUCAUCAUCCAGCUGGCUAAUAUUGGGCCUCUUCUUGUUACCCUUGUCCACAAGCUGUGUCCAGGACGACUACCUGAGAAACUGGUGAUUUACCCAGUGCUAACCCUUGGUGUGUUAGCAUGCAUCCUUCUGACAGCCUUCUGGAAUGACACAACCAUUUUUCUUGGCAAACCAAGAAGUACAGCAUUUUUCCUUCUCACAUUCUUUCUGUCCCUGGUAGACUGCACGUCUUCAGUCACCUUUCUGCCAUUUAUGAUGCAACUCCCAAACAAAUAUAUCACUUCUUAUUUUAUUGGUGAAGGAUUAAGUGGAUUUUUGCCAGGACUGGUAGCUUUGGCACAAGGAGUUGGGAUGUCCAAGUGUGUCAAAACGUACCAGACCAACUUCUCAGAACCUGUGCUGGAAAACUUCACUGUGAUCACUGAGUACCUGCCUCCCAACUGUAGCACAGAGGUCUUUUUCUCCAUUCUAGUGCUCAUGAUGAUGGUAAGUCUGGGUGCUUUCAUUUUGCUUAACCGAGUUCCUCGGACCUUCAAACUAUCCACCAAAUAUCUGGUAUCUGAAUCGGACACUGUGGUGUCAGUUAGUGAAGCUCUGGAAAACCAAGCAACAAGUAAUCCCAGGAAAAAAAGCCAGGAACGUGAUAAAGAAAACCAACCCCUACCACUAAAAGAAAAGGCAUACUUUUCUGGUUAUGAACUCGUUUUCAUUUACAGCAUGGUUCUUUGGGUAAAUUGCACAACCAAUGGGCUGCUGACAUCAGUACAGACGUUCUCUUGCAUGCCCUAUGGAAAUUUGGCCUAUCACCUCUCAGCUUCCCUGUCAACACUUGCUAACCCAGUGGCCUGCAUUAUUGCCAUGUUCUUUCCAAAACGCUCACUGGUGUUGCUAGGUGUCCUUUGUUUGCUGGGUACUGGUUUUGGUGGGUACAACAUGACAAUGGCUGCCAUGAGUCCCUGCCCGUUACUGCAAGACUCAAUACUAGGAGAAACUCUAAUUGUGCUCUCAUGGGUUUUCUUCACCGGCUUGAUGUCCUACGUGAAGGUGAUGGUUGGGGUUAUUCUAAGGGAUCAGAGCCAUAUUGCCCUGGUGUGGUGUGGAGCUGCAGUGCAGGCUGGAUCUUUGGUGGGAUCCCUCGUUAUGUUUCCCCUGGUUAGCAUCCAUCAUCUUUUCAAGUCAGGAGAUAUCUGCAACAUCCAGUGUCCAUUAUGA